AUGAUGGACUGGCAGUUGCUCGCCAUUAUUGGCCUUAGCGUGGCAGCAGGGCUGCUACUCGUCCUGAUUAUUGUGGUCGUGUUUGUCCACAGCCGGCGUCGAUGCGCGCACAUGCAUUACCACGCUGAGGUUGUCGAACUCAAGGAAAACCUGAAAGCAGCGCAAGUGGAGAAGGAAGAGAGAGAAGCGGAGUUCUCAAACCUUCGACGAUCGGUUGCUGACUUCGACGCAGAGAAGUCAUUGCUCCUGAAGCGGCUGGAAUCCUGUGAUCGGAACUCAACGCCAGAGGAAAUCCGAAGAUGCCUCCGCGAACUUCAGCUCCACUUGGCCAUCCAGUCGGCAAAUUCAAGCUGCGUUCGUAGAGCUGUGAACACUGACUACAAGGAAGGCCCUCCAGCACUGCUCGCUGAGAUAUGGCUAGUUCACGGGGAACCAUGUAGCGUAAGGGACGACGAAAACUACCCCACCCUAGACGACUUUCCCCCUCCGUUUUCGCGGGUGAAGCGUGCACCUUAUCGAUAUGGACGAUGCAACAGCAACGCCCAAUUGAAUCCUCUCUGCGCAGAACCGAAACUAUGCGAUGAGGCCUUUGGACAGGGUACGGCCCGCCGAUUCAACACCUGUGCGGCCCACGGCGCGCCUCCCCCAUCAAAGUGGCACCGUCGGAGGCACAGUCAGUGUUGCCAGCAAACAACACAGUCGGCCGGUGAUGAUGAGAGAGCUACAUGCCAUCAAACACAAACCUUCGCCCUGGAAUCUAAUCGUGUCUGCGGUGCGGGAGAUUCCAUGCCGUGUACCCAAGGCUGUCCCACAACAGUAGAGGCGGGACCCUGCCGCUCAACUACGUUGCAUUCUGCCACCGAAGACAAUACAACUGGGGAGUUCUACGGAGAGGAAAAAACGGUGCGAAUAUCUAGCCCCGUGGUAGCAUGCACCACGGCGGGUUCUCAUCCGGGGGAAAUGACAACUCUUGUGGACGAGGAGUCUUGUCAGACCGACUGGGGUACUGAGCGCAAAACGUGCAACACCGCGGUGAUCCCGGCGCACACGUUCGCUCCAGAGUAUAUCUUCGUCGGGGAGCAAUGGCUACCUGGCGCGCACGUCACAGCAACCACCUGCUUCCACGCGGUCCCGCUCGUUCGUCUGGCGAAGUACAGCAGGCGAGACCAUUCAAAAACAGAAAGCAUAAAGACUGAUUUAUACCAGCAGACCCUGCCUGACGCGUACAAGCUGGAGAAGGUGCUUCUUUCAUCUCAAAGUACUAGUCAACUGGAUCUGGUCUCUUCUAGCCGGGACCACAUCAAACUUCAGUCCCGGGCAUUGGUCAGCAUCUUGCCGUCCCUUGAAGUGUCAACAAAAGCGGUAGCUUUCCCACACCUUUCCUACUGUCUGAUCGAAUACAGCGUAGACCGUCUAACAGGCAUACGCAAAACGGCGCUAAGAGAUUACGUCGGAGAAACUCUCAACCAACCGUUAUACAUCUUGCUGCGUGUCUUCGAGCGCUCCAGCAUGCCGGGAGCAACUCCGCCCGCGUCACCGGGGAGUGGCAGAGAGGAGAAUACCGUGUCGGAGCAUGAGGAAGAAAGUUGGAAAUUAAUCUAUGAGGCACCGCCAGUGCGUCUGACAGAGCCAGAUGGAUGCAUAGUGGACGACGAUGUCAUUUCCUUUCGCGAAGACUGUAGUUUCCAUUACAAGCACACCUACAGUCCCGCUCCCCCCACGUUGUUCGAAGCCAAGGAAACUGAAGAAUGCGUGGCCAAAGACAAGCAGCCCAUCGUGGCACGUCACACCAUUCCGUGCCAAACGGAAACCCCCUUUUAUACUCGUCCACAGCUCGCGGUAACAGACGUGGCCAGCCCCCGGGUGAAAGCAAUGAACGCCAAGAUUCUAGGAGACACCCGGCCGUGUUCUCCGAGAGCCAUCGCUGGCCGCGCUACUGCAGAAGCAUGCUAUGGAGACUCCACGGACUCCUGCAGGGCGCCCGAGUCGCCGCAUUGCAGCGGCGUGGCUGCACCGGCGCUCACAAUGCGCAAGAGCAGUACUUCAGAUUCCACUCUCUUGCGAGGCUGGGGAGACAGAAGUAGGGGUUACGAGGACUGCUGGAAUACAGGAGCGCCCCUUUACAAAUCUGAGAGAUGGAUCCGGACGACCUUUCUCCCCACUUCGGCUGCAGCGUCAGCGCGUGUGGAGGCUGCGAAUCGGUUCAAAGAUGUAUGCCUGCUGCAGCAGGGCCUCCUUUAUGAAGACGAUGUACUCUCAGUAACGUGCGUCGUUGGUACUACGGUUUUUCCAAGCGACAACGUGCUGCAUGCCUCCGUGGAGCUGAGUAUAGUCAAUAACGCACUCGGGGGAGGAGCCGCGACUCUCAGCGAGAGUCUCUGUGAUGAUAGAGGCCUUCCGACAGGAUUCCACUCAGUACGCACCGUAAUUGAGAAUGUGGAGCAGGGGGCCCUCUCAUGCUUUGUCUCUCCAAUAGUCCGUGCUCCGCCCGCGGGUCCCAGGUCGCCAGCACGGGCCGUGCAAACAAUUUCCGCCACAAUCAUGCAGCCUUUCCAGAUCGUCCCCGAGGUGACUUUAGAGGCUGUCCUUCCUGACGGCACCGAAAACAGGUGCACCUUCCCUCUUCCGCUGGUAAUCACGCAGUUUAUGAGGCCAGUGACUUUGUCACCGGCUGCGUUCAUGCAACUCUGGUUUGACGGGACCCUUCACUCCAGGUUAAUGAGCCUUCGUCUCUCCAGGCGGCUGACAUCUGGCGGGUUUUCUGAGCUGACAAAGGUAGCCACGCUUAAUGGCAAGUUCAAAGCGACAGAUGGCAUUAAACAUCGUCUGGCGGAGAAUUCCAUUUUUGCCGUCGGAGAACUAGCGGCCGUUGGCGACAUGCCGACAGACAGUCGAUGCCUGGUCAGAGUCUGGCAGGGGGAAUUCGGCGCGGCUUCUGCAGCCAAGCUGGAGGUGAAAGCUGACGAUCGGCGGAUUGCAGCUGCAGUUUUCGAACUUUUGGCUUACGUUCUCGAAGACGGAGAGUAG
Besnoitia besnoiti is the source of this 3027-nucleotide messenger RNA. RefSeq lists its product as uncharacterized. The transcript has 4 exons. Lineage: Eukaryota; Apicomplexa; Conoidasida; Eucoccidiorida; Sarcocystidae. The record is from RefSeq and is a predicted model, not a curated record. The coding region runs from base 1 to 3027 and encodes 1008 amino acids.